Messenger RNA from Megalops cyprinoides (Indo-Pacific tarpon), 2716 nucleotides. RefSeq names its product ATPase Na+/K+ transporting subunit beta 4 (gene atp1b4). Gene Ontology annotation, cellular component: nuclear inner membrane; sodium:potassium-exchanging ATPase complex. The transcript is spliced from 9 exons. The record is from RefSeq and is a predicted model, not a curated record. Gene Ontology annotation, biological process: potassium ion transport; regulation of DNA-templated transcription; sodium ion transport. The coding region runs from base 230 to 1279 and encodes 349 amino acids. NCBI's taxonomy places the organism in Eukaryota, Metazoa, Chordata, Actinopteri, Elopiformes, Megalopidae.
ACUUUGUAUCCCACCCCCCAGUUUCUCGUUUAGACAAGAAUUCAUUCACUAUGAUGUCCGCUUAGUUGAGAAGAGGUCCUCCUUGUCCAGCUGCUGUUGCAUGUGUCCGAUUCUCUGAUGAAAACAGAACGUAUUUUUUGACAAGCUUACAACUUGUUUUUAACAAGGUCAAGUGGACUUCGGGACACCCGUCAUUUUUUUUUUUACCGCAAAAGAAAACUCGAGAAUCAUGGAGCCGAAUACCACCGCAGGCGGAGCUGAGGAAGAGCACCAUGGAGACGACCAAUCUAAGGCGACUAAAGUGAUCGAGCCCCAGGACGAACUGGACCUGGCUCCGGGCGCACACGAUGAGGAGGAAGAGGAAGAGCUGGUGGAGCACCAACCCCUGGAGGCAGAGGACCUCAAUUUCGAGAAGUGGAAGCCCAAGCCCAAGCCCAAAAAGACCUUCAGCCAGAAGAUGGCGGAGCUGAAGAAGUUCCUGUGGAACCCUGAGACGCAGGAGUUCAUGGGGCGCUCCGGGAAGAGCUGGAGCCUCAUCCUCCUGUUCUACUCGGCACUGUACAUCUUCCUGGCAGCCAUGUUUGCAGCCUGCAUGUGGGCCCUGAUGUGGUCAAUCAACCCCUACAUUCCCACCUACAACGACAGGGUAAUGCCACCAGGCAUGGUCAUGUCGCCAUGUGGGCUGAACGGAUUUGACAUCUCCUUCAACGCCUCUGACCGUCACUCCUGGGAGAAGUAUGUGAAGGCCCUGGAGGCCUACCUAAAACCGUACGACGACUCCAUUCAGGAGCAGCAGAACAUUCAGUGUGCGCAGGACGCGUACUUCAUGCAGGACGACAAGGAGGAGAGCGCCGAGCGGAAGGCGUGCCAGUUCAAGAGGUCCUGGCUGAGAGACUGCUCAGGGCUGGACGACCCUGACUUCGGCUACUCUCAAGGAAAGCCCUGCGUGCUCCUCAAAAUGAACCGGAUUCUUGGAUACUUACCUGGCCAAGGCACUCCGAUCAAUGUGACCUGUGCUGCUAAGAAAGGAGGCUCAGAGAACCUUGGGGACAUUGAGUUCUUCCCUAAAAGCAUUUUUAACCUUAUGUACUACCCUUACUAUGGAAAGCUGAGACAUGUGAACUACACCAACCCCCUGGUAGCCGUGCGUUUCCCCAGGGUACAGCUCGACACCCACUUCACCGUGCAGUGCAAGCUGAACGGCAAAGGCAUCAUCAACGACUCCCCCACAGACCGAUUCCUUGGCAGUGUGACCUUCUCUCUGGAGGUGGGUGCAUAGGGGGCGCUGUUGCUGACCAGCUGCGGCCGUGAGGCCCAGCGGACCUGACUCUAUAGGCAGGAGUACACCAUGCAGAUGAAGAACCAAGAACACCAGGAGCUGUUGGCGUGGGUACAGCAGUAGAAACGCCUCUUUCCAUCCCCCUGUCUACCCCACCCAGGUCUGACAGCAAUCUUUGAUCCCCUUCUGUAAACUCCCACCCACCCCACCCCAAUAUACACAUGCUCAGUGAUUCACCCUACGCCUUCAUAUGCUAAUAUAAGUUAUCUUCCUGUGACUUGUUUCAACUGCUGAACAAAUGAUCGGUAGCAUAACAAUGACAACAGAAUACCUGAUACUCUGCUUUCUCUGAUUUCCAUUUAUAAAGUUAUACCAUGUAUGUCACAAAUGACAUAGACAUCACCUACUAAUUAUUUUCCGAUUAGUGGUAAUAGCUACAGCAGUAAUUAUGUAAAAUAAGAAAUACGCCAACUAUAUUUUGAAAGAAAAGAGUGUUAAAUUCAGGUUACAUAUCAUAAGCCAGCAUAACGUAUGAUUUGACUGGUUGUGCCUUUGAUACCCUUGACCUGACUAGUCACUAACUGAAUUAACUGGGGGCCAGAUGAGAGGAGUCCCAGUGACAGAACACAGGACUGGAACGGGCGGUUUUUGUUCGUGUCAGGACAACUCUACCGUAUUAAUAGGGUCUCACUGUCAUUGUCUUCCCUUUAUUCCUACAAAAGCAGCAGCCAAUGAGGCAACAGAUGCACUUCACUCAUCUUGUCGUGUUAUUUUCUAAUUGGCUUUAGCGCCACUUUACUUUGAAUUCUCUUUAGCGAUUUCACCCACUCAUAAAAUAACCAUGUGUUUUUCUAAAGUGCGUGUUUUUUUUUUCGUCAUGGUCACAUUCUCUCCACAUGAAAGACUUUAGGUAUAUAGUAGCUGAAACAUUUACUGCAUUAUGCAAACUAUCCCAGUGCACUGCUGUUAUUUUUAUGGCCACUACAAUCCAUUGACAAUUAAUAUUUUCACUAAAAUGUACAUUUUUACAACUUUUGGUUUUUAUCAGAUGUGAAUAAAGGAAUCACAAUCUUUCCAUGUUAGCUGGUACUUAAUGGUCAGUGUGUGCCUUGAUAAAAGUUUAGAUUUCACCCUUUUUGUUUGGAUAUCAGAGUUUGUCCAAAUAUUUGUUUGGAAAAUGACAGAAUUCACCAUUUUAAGUAUUGAGUUAUUUAUCAUUGUUUUUCUCCAAUCAUUAACUUUACAGAGGUUGUUAAUGUUCAUUACGGCACUUGAGGCUAUGAGCUGUAAAGGCUAUGCGUGAAAAUGAAAAGCACAUACAGACUCAGACAUGCACCAACAUUCUGUGGGAAAAGUGUGCCAUCUUAUAUUUAAAACUCCUAAAACAUUGUUCUAGCAAUUCAAGUAAACACAUGGAACUAAAUUGACUAAUUUAAA